Rhopilema esculentum is the source of this 1825-nucleotide messenger RNA. Its product is annotated as serpin B6. Lineage: Eukaryota; Metazoa; Cnidaria; Scyphozoa; Rhizostomeae; Rhizostomatidae. Gene Ontology annotation, molecular function: serine-type endopeptidase inhibitor activity. The record is from RefSeq and is a predicted model, not a curated record.
AAGUUUUCUUUAUCUGAAUCGUCAAAGAAGAAGACACUUGAUCAUUUCUGUAUCGUGACAGCAAUGGAGCUCAAAAUUUGUUUUCUGCUACUGUAUUUCGUCCUUGUUUCGGGAGACUUGGAAAACGUAAAAGAAGAACCUGGAACAGCUGCGAAUGUGACAAGUGUGGACAUUGACACGAAGCCCACUAUACCCGUGACUGUAGAGCCAAAAAGAAGCCAUGAAUCAUCAUCAGACAAUAGCAAGCAAAAAAGAAUAAAGGAAAAAUUUGGAAAAAAGAAAUCGAAGAAAAGAAGCAAGGCACGUAAAGCUGCAAUGGGGGAUACAGUGUUGAAAGGCAUUAAUAAGUUUGCCUUCGACUUUCACAAAACCUUACCAACGAAUGGAAGCCAAUUCUACUCUCCAUACAGCAUUGCUUCGACAUUAGCUCUUGUCUACGCAGGGUCUGGAGGGAAAACAAAGAAAGAAAUCGCAGCGGCAUUAGGAUGGGAAAAUUCACCUCAACUCGUUGUUCAUAAGAGUCUUGGAAAGUUUUUGGCACGUCUAUCCAGCGGUAAGCGUAGUAUGAAGGUGGCUAGUAGGAUUUGGGUUUACACUUUCGAACUCAUACGAAGGAAGUACAAAAAAACUAUAACUAAUUACUAUGGCGGUAAACUUGGCAGGCUUGACUUUUUUAAUGAUCCCGAGGGGUCAAGGGGUGCAAUCAAUAAAUGGGUUGAAGAGAAGACGGCUGGUAAGAUAGCAGAUUUGAUUCCAAGUGGUGGAAUCACAAAGGAAACGCGGUUUGUGCUGACGAAUGCAGUCCACUUUAAAGCAUUGUGGGAGCACCAGUUUGACCCAAAGCAAACAUCAAAGCAAGACUUUACAACCGCUGCCAAUAAGAAAAUCAAGCUGGAUAUGAUGCGUGGCACGUUUGAUGUAACCCUGAAGUCAAGUGACACCUUUCUUGGGGUAGAGUUACCUUACAAAGGAAACGAGUUUUCAAUGCUGAUACUGUUGCCAAAAAGCACCAGCCUUGAUGUUGCUGAGAGGGGUCUGGACUCUACAGCGCUCGAGAAGAUGAAGUCCUACAAAACACCAGUGGAAGUCAUAAUUCCUAAAUUUAAACUAACAUCCAGUUAUGAGAUCCUAAAGAAUCUCAAGUUAUUGAACAUUAAAUCUAUGUUUGGAAGCAAAGCCGAUUUCUCUGGUAUGUUAGCGGAGAAGUUAUCGCCCCUGUUUGUGACUGAUGCCAUACACAAGACCUUUGUUCAAGUGACUGAGAAGGGGACAGAAGCAGCCGCUGCAACCGCCGUGUUCGUUGGCCGGUCGUUGACGCCAGUUUUUCGUGCUGACCAGCCUUUUUUGUUCUUUAUAAAGGAUACAAAAACAAAUGUCAUUCUCUUCGCAGGAAGAUUUUCGCCUUAAUACAGCAAAGGAUUCUGUACUGACCUUUGUCAGUGGCAUAGAAUUAAGCGUAGCUUUAAUGACAUUGAAAGUAAGUUCCAACGUGUUUAAUCAAUAGUUUGCUUGUGUUCUUAGUGUGCAAAUCGUUAGUUACAAUUAUUGAGAAAUCAAUGUUUAUGAUUAUUCAACAUGACGUUAUUUUGCUUUUGCUAAGAGUUCCAAAGUGUGACGUCAUAGAAAAACAUUUCUAGAAUUUUUUUGACUACCAAACUUGACAAAUAUCAUACCCCUAAUAGUGCAUAAGUAACUUAAAUCUAUUCUGCAAAUUGGCUUGAAAUAUGGCUAUUGAAAUUGUUUCUUUGACCCAUUUCAUAGAUUUUUUAACCAAAGCUAGAAAUUGUCUGUCAAACAGAAGUUGUUGAAGUUUAGUUUAUCAAAA